This is a messenger RNA of Aspergillus homomorphus CBS 101889, 770 nucleotides long. RefSeq lists its product as uncharacterized. The coding region runs from base 215 to 664 and encodes 149 amino acids. The transcript has 3 exons. NCBI's taxonomy places the organism in Eukaryota, Fungi, Ascomycota, Eurotiomycetes, Eurotiales, Aspergillaceae. The record is from RefSeq and is a predicted model, not a curated record.
AAUUUAUGGGAAGACUAUGUCGAUAUGACGAGCAAGGUGGAUGACAUAAGGAGGCCAAUAAACAGAACCGGCGACGAGCGACGAGAAUAAUGUAUAAAGGCUGCAGCGAAUCCUUGCAUUGGGACCGGACCGGACAUGCAGCAGAGAGUCGAGUUCUAGUAAAUAUUAGCCACUGAGGUGGAUCCGAAUCUUCAAUGGAAGAUGACUCCUGAGAAUGAAACCAGCUAAUUGGCAUCACAAACGCAAGCACACCAAGAUGGCGACAGGUUUUCUAAUCCUCUUCCUGAGUCGAGAGUUUUCUACGAGUACUCAGUCUUUCAAGGGGGAGGAGGACCAACAUCCCUCCGUUCUCCCUUUCUACCCAGCCAAAUACAGUUUCGGUGAUCGAGCAAGGAGAGGAGGAGAGGAGGACACAGGCCAAUCUAAGCUUGUUCUGAGGGUGGUGCGUGCGCAAUUGAGGAGGAGAAAAGUGGAUGGAGGGAGCCACAACAACAAGUGGGAAAGAAGAAAACAAACAAUGACUUUCUCUCGCAUUCAUCAGCCACCAAAUACCUGUCUGUCUUUGUUUUCCCCUCAUUCCCUCUCUCUCUGUCUUUCUCUCUCUCAUUCCCACCACAAUUGGCUUCGAUCUACGCAACCACAACGACCAGAAAUUCGCAACUGAUACUGUGGCCCCGGGGAACAUACUAUUAUUAACAGUGUUUGCGGUCGGGACCAGGCAAAAUUAACCGUUGGAUCGCCGCCGCCGCCGCUGCUUCUUCGUCUUCUUC